AUGUGGAGACAGGCCCGCGAAGUUAAUGAGACCAACAUGGCGGCGCUCCACGGCGGCUGCUCCGACUUUUCCGAAGACUUCUCCGGAGAGGAGUAUAUGCCAGCCCCCAAGCUGGGAAAGCAGACACAGCCGACCAACACCAACCCAGACACCGCACCAGUGACUAUAUCGGUCCUCACGCAGCUUCUUGCUGACCAUCAUAAAGAACUGCAUAAUGAUAUUGCGGCACUACGGGGCGACCUGAAGGGGCUAACAACUCGCUUAAACACACUAGAAAGUGCAACAGAAACCAAUACCGAGACAUUUGGGAACUCAGACAACACGUGCAAGAUCUCCAACGGCAACAAAAGCUACAUGAACACCGCAUGGCGGAGCAAGAAGAUGCCGGGAAACAGGAUAAUCUGA
Messenger RNA from Pelobates cultripes (western spadefoot toad), 405 nucleotides. The record is from the annotation of a GenBank genome assembly. Lineage: Eukaryota; Metazoa; Chordata; Amphibia; Anura; Pelobatidae.